UGAGGGGGUGACUAUCGAUAGGCCAGAGGCAUCGAUUUGCUCACAUUUCUUGGGUGUUUUAGCGUGAAAAAACGCCUAAAUAAACGAAUCGGCAGCGUGUCAGGCCAGAAAGUGCAACCAACCGAUCGCCGUUCGCGUCGCAGUUGAAGAUUGGAGCCGCCGACGUCGUCAAAGGCGCCGAAAAAUCGUCGGAGCAGCCGCCAGCCGUCGCAGCAAAGUGUUUACUAGGCUAGGGGUUUAGCGGAGGGGGAGUGCGAUUGUGUGUGUGUGUGCGAGCGAGCGUGUGUAUGUCUGCGCCAGUGAGUGGGCAGAGGCAGCGGCAGUGGCAGAGGAGCAGCAGCGGAUGUAGCUCGUUGCCCGGAACCCGCAUUGGAUACCACGAAAAGCGAACGUAGACUCACGCAGUCCAACUUGUAGGCGCAAAGGAAAUAAACACUGGAAACCGAAGACGAGGCCUUCUGGAACUGGAACUGCAGCAGAAAAGCUCAAGACCCGCAGCCGCGUCGGUGACCGCACCCUAAUGUCAAAUAGCCAAGCGAAUGCCGGCAACAGCGGUAGCGCGGUAGCGGAGGAACCGACCCUUCAUCAGCCCCCUUCGGCGGCCGUCCCUGCGAAUGCAUCCUGCCCAGCAGCGACGCCAACGGCGCAGUCGGCGCAGCAGCAGGCGCCGCAGUCGCAGUCGACGCAGCAGCAGGCGCCCCCGCACAUAGUUGGUGCCUCAACAGCUGAUGCAGGGACCGGCGUUGCAGUCGGCGUUGGCGUUGGCGUCGGCAGCGAGGGCGUCAAUCUGGACUCGUCGCCCCGCGAAUCCGGCGACGAUUCAGAGGACGAGAGCGAAAUUCUUGAGGAGUCGCCAUGCGGGCGCUGGCUGAAGCGGCGCGAGGAGGUCGACCAGCGCGAUGUGCCCGGAAUCGACUGCGUCCAUUUGGCUAUGGACACCGAGGAGGGCGUCGAGGUCGUGUGGAACGAGGUGCAAUAUGCCAGCCUGCAGGAACUGAAGUCGCAGGAGGAGAAGAUGCGGCAGGUGUUCGACAACCUGCUGCAGCUGGACCACCAGAACAUCGUCAAGUUCCAUCGCUACUGGACGGAUACGCAGCAUGCGGAGCGGCCCCGGGUGGUGUUCAUCACCGAGUACAUGUCGAGCGGGUCGCUGAAACAGUUCCUCAAGCGCACCAAGCGCAACGCCAAGCGGCUGCCGCUGGAGUCAUGGCGCCGCUGGUGCACCCAGAUCCUGUCCGCGCUCAGCUAUUUGCAUUCCUGCUCGCCGCCCAUCAUCCACGGCAACUUAACCUGUGAUAGCAUCUUCAUCCAGCACAAUGGCCUGGUCAAGAUUGGCUCAGUGGUACCAGACGCGGUCCACUACAGCGUCCGGCGGGGCCGGGAGCGAGAGCGGGAACGCGAGCGGGGCGCCCACUACUUCCAAGCGCCGGAGUACGGCGCCGCCGAUCAGCUGACCGCCGCCCUUGACAUUUACGCCUUCGGGAUGUGCGCCUUGGAGAUGGCCGCCCUGGAGAUCCAGCCCAGCAACAGCGAAUCGACUGCCAUCAACGAGGAGACCAUCCAGCGCACAAUCUUCAGCCUGGAGAACGAUCUGCAGCGCGACCUGAUACGAAAGUGUCUCAAUCCGCAGCCGCAGGACCGGCCCAGCGCCAACGAUCUGCUCUUUCACCCACUGCUUUUCGAGGUGCACUCCCUCAAGCUGCUGACUGCUCACUGUUUGGUCUUCUCGCCUGCCAACCGGACUAUGUUCUCGGAAACCGCAUUCGACGGGCUGAUGCAGCGUUACUACCAGCCGGACGUGGUUAUGGCCCAGUUACGACUGGCCGGCGGACAGGAACGACAGUAUCGGUUGGCGGACGUCUCGGGCGCAGACAAACUGGAGAAGUUUGUCGAGGACGUCAAGUACGGUGUGUAUCCGCUUAUAACGUACAGCGGCAAGAAGCCGCCCAAUUUCCGCUCGCGGGCCGCCUCCCCGGAGCGAGCUGACUCCGUGAAAUCGGCCACGCCGGAGCCGGUGGACACGGAGUCGCGGCGCAUUGUUAACAUGAUGUGCAGCGUAAAAAUCAAGGAGGACAGCAAUGACAUAACCAUGACAAUACUGCUGCGCAUGGACGACAAAAUGAACCGCCAGCUGACAUGUCAGGUAAACGAGAACGAUACCGCGGCGGAUCUGACCAGCGAACUGGUGCGCCUGGGCUUCGUCCACCUCGAUGACCAGGACAAGAUCCAGGUGCUGCUAGAGGAGACGCUCAAGGCGGGCGUUAUGAGCGACGGCGCCGGUGCCGAGAGCUCUGGUGCGGGGGUGACCACCACGGCGACCAUGGCAGCCUUGGAGCAGCUAGAGCGGAACUGGUCUAUAUCCUCGGAUACAGACAAGCAGGGCACUGCCGUUAUGUAUGUACCGCAGGAGCAGCAGCAGCAACAGCACACGGACGUAGACGUCGACGUGGAGCAGUCGGGCACGACGAGCAAUUGAAAGUAUCAGCUUAGUAUUCAGGGCAGGCCGGCGCGUAUUGUUUUUAUUAUAAAGGGAAUUACAGAUUACGAUUUUAUUACUACUAUUAUUUGUUAUUUUUAUAUAUACCUAUAUAUAUGUAUAUGUAUGUAUUUGAAAUAAUAUUUAUGUAUGUAUGUACCAUAAACGAUGUUGAACCAGGCUUCCAGGCAAGAUAAUUCGAUGACAUAGGAAACACGCUCCACACAAGGGUGGGUCGACUCGAAUGAAUAAGGCAAAACCAAAAAAAAACCGCAGAAACAAAAUCCAUGGUCAUUUGUCGGCAAUCUGGGUCUUAGAAACUAUAUAACAUUAAUUGUGUUUUUGAUAACGUAGAAUGCCAAAAAGCGUAUCCGGAAAAUGUAGAAAGCAAUUGACCGUUCAAAACGUUUAUUCUUUGCCUACCAAAAAUAUGUUAAACCCUAUAGUUUCUUUGGCAAACACACUGACCUUAUUUUCCGGAGCCACGAUUAUUAAAACACCGAUCCACCUUACCACACACACAUUUGAAUAAACGCUGCUAACGAGCUUACAAAAAUCAAAGCAUUCGCUUAGCAAAACUCUGGAAUGAGCUCGAAUGGAAUUCGCAGCUCCCAAAAACUAGACGCGAUUCGAAUACAAAAAUCAAGAUACGAUCAGUUUUCAAAAAUCUUCGGGGUGCCACAACGAAGAUGAUUUUUUCUAGGACUAUAUAAAAUUUGAUAAAUUAGUCAUGCCGCGACAAGAACGAAACC
Messenger RNA from Drosophila ficusphila, 3228 nucleotides. RefSeq names its product nuclear receptor-binding protein homolog (gene Madm). Gene Ontology annotation, molecular function: protein kinase activity; ATP binding. Gene Ontology annotation, cellular component: endomembrane system; cytoplasm. The coding region runs from base 521 to 2476 and encodes 651 amino acids. Gene Ontology annotation, biological process: intracellular signal transduction; protein phosphorylation; endoplasmic reticulum to Golgi vesicle-mediated transport. The record is from RefSeq and is a predicted model, not a curated record. The transcript has 2 exons. Lineage: Eukaryota; Metazoa; Arthropoda; Insecta; Diptera; Drosophilidae.